AUGUCGCAGCCAGCCAAGCCGUGCACAUCGCAUAACCUUGGAAAUCCCGCAGAAAAUCAUCUACCAGUCAAUAACCUUUUUCAGCCACACAAUGACAAUAUCCAUACUGAGAUUUCUUCCGUAAAAAGCAAGAACAUAGCUUUUCCAAAAAAGGACACCUUUUAUGAACAGAUCGAUCAAACCAACAGUGCUGCUCUCUCUGCUGCGCUCCCGAAGGGGGAGGGUGGAGAGGCGACGCAACGUGUCUGCGUGGGACCUGAAGGGGUGUGGCGGUGUUGUGUGUGCCACAAGGUGAAGGACCUGAAGGGCCCGCACUUGAACGGCAAGGCGAGUGUGCGGUCAGACUGCUGGCCUUGCGCAAAGAAAACAACGUUUGUUCACGAGAGCAGUGGUGAUGGACCGCUGGAGGGCGCCGGGCGCCCUGCCGGGCGUGUCGCAGUGGCUGCAGACGUUGAGAGACUCUCUGUUUGUGGUGAGCAUCGCACAACCGUAUUCAAAGCUCCUGUUGUUCCGUCAGAAGCAGAGGAACCGAGCUGCAUGCUGCCAGUGACAAAGGCUGGCAAAGGACAAGGAUCCGCCGCUGAAGGUGCAGGUCUCGCGGCGCUGUCGGGAAAUGUUCUUUGGCGCUGCGCCGUGUGCCACAAGGUGAAGGACCUAAAGGGUCCGCACUUGAGCGGCAAGACCAGUGUGCGGUCGGACUGCUGGCCUUGCGCGAAGAAAACAACGUUCCUUCGCGAUACCUGCGCUAUCGCUGGCUCUGGCGCUGCUGCCGAACUCGUUUCCUCCGCUCCAAAGACGGCCCCCACCGCUGAGGGUGCCACCCCCGCUACGAGCGACGCAAAGGCCAGCGUGCUUGCAGAGCAUAACAUCCCACCAUUCUUACAAACCACUGCUUGUCCCUCAGGAUUCAUUGGCAAUCCAUCGUGUGUAACGCCGUUCAAGAGCGCCUUUGGUGGCGUGCCCGCAUCAGAUGCGGCGAAGCCCGCUGCUACGCCGUUCAAGAGUGCCUUUGGUGGCGUGCCAGCACCAGAUGCGGCGAGGACUUCUGCCUUGCAGUUGAAAACGGUUUUUAGUGAGGCUGAUAACGUUGACGAUGUUAGAUUUUUGACUGAGAGUAAAAAUCCUUUGCAACUGAGUGGCGGCUCAAAGGGUACUCAAUGCUCAGCGUUUGAGAAAGAAGCUUCAUUUAGUGUCCCAUCUGUUCCAGGGGACUGCGCUGGGGAAUCAGCAAAUGCGUCCUGCGGCACGCUGGGUUCUAAUGCGCUGGUGCCAUCGCGGGCCACAGACUCUUUUUCAUCGGUUGCAGUGCUGUCGCUGAUUACAGAUGCCUUAAAAGAGCACCGCGAGGUGAUAAAGGCCGAGUUGGAGUGUUUUCGCAAGGAUUUGUUGCUUGAGGUGCGUCAGUUGAUUUCCCGGAGGCACGUGUAUACCGUAGCAGAGGACCGGGCGGAUUUCGAGGAGCCCGCUGCAGAGAUAACGGAGAGCCUUAUUCACCGACAUUUGACAAAGGCAUUUCGUAAAUUUUGA
This is a messenger RNA of Leishmania braziliensis MHOM/BR/75/M2904, 1527 nucleotides long. RefSeq lists its product as hypothetical. The transcript has a single exon. NCBI's taxonomy places the organism in Eukaryota, Euglenozoa, Kinetoplastea, Trypanosomatida, Trypanosomatidae. Bases 1 to 1527 code for a protein of 508 amino acids. The record is from RefSeq and is a predicted model, not a curated record.